UUACACCCACCGGAAAUGUCUGCAGCGCCAGCAAAAAUGAAACGGAACGAAACCUGAUUUUUUUUUACUGUAUAUUUUCACUUCAGUUAUCCAAACAGGUGUUAUUAUUGUCCAAGAACUAUGGCUCAUUAUCACUGCCAAAAGCCUCGAGAGUAUUAAUUUCCGUUUCUCGUGAUUAAGGGAAGUACCUUGCCAAGCAAGUGUUUUGGAAACAUCAUCACCGGGUGGGCCGAGACGUGUGGGAGGAGGAGGCAACGUUUUCCCAAAGCUAGCUAAGCUAACGCUAGACUGGCUAGCUAGACCCCAUGGUCUUUUUAAGCUAAACCCGCUUCGUCGCUGGCGAGAUCCUAGUCUGGCCAGCUUGCAACACACCCAAACAUGGAACACUAUCAUGAGUAUUCGUAGGGAAAAUAGUAUUAUUCUACCAUAUCAGCAGCUGGCUAGCUAACGGUUUCAGUAUGCCCAAUCGACGGUGUUUUUUGAAGCUUGACAGUGCCUAAUACAGGCCUGCAUUUUUCGAUCUGGAAAUUUAUUGACAGGAUAGCUAGCCGUACGGUUUUUUCUGACUAGCCAACAUAGCUAGUUAGCGCUAGCCUUUUCGCUGCAUCCCUGCCCAAGCUAUGUGGGCUGUGUCGGUAAUAUAUCAGUGACCAUAUCAGUAAGCUAGCAACCCUUAGUAUUGCAAUUUUAUUGGAGGAAGUUCAUCCGAACUGUACAUUUUAUGGGAUUCAUAUCGACAAGACACAAGUGGGUCUGAGCAAACAUGGUGAAUUGGAGGCGGCUGCUGCGGGUGUCGAACCGCUCCUUUUUGGCCUUUAUCUUUUUCUUUUCAAUGUCCACCACAUGUCUCUAUUUCAUAUAUGUGGCUCCUGGAAUAGCCAACACCUACUUCUUCAUGGUACAGGCCCAGGGCAUCAUGUUAAGAGACAAUGUAAGGACCAUUGGCCAAAUGAUCCGAUUGUACACCAAUAAGAACAGCACCCUCAACGGCACAGAUUACCCAGACGGCAUUAACUCCAGUGAGUAUGUGGCCCAGCCAACCACAUACCUCCCGGAAAACUUCACCUACGCCCAGAACCUUCCCUGCCCAGAACGCUUACCUUCUAUGAAGGGUCCUAUGGAUGUGAGCAUGACUGAGAUCCCCAUGGAGCAGAUUGAGAGGAAGUUCUCCAAGCACCUGGACAUUCGGUACGGGGGCCACUGGAAACCAAAGGACUGCAAGCCACGCUGGAAGGUUGCCAUACUGAUUCCGUUCCGAAACCGCCACGAGCACCUGCCCAUCCUCUUCCAGCACCUGACGCCCAUGCUCCAGAGACAGAGGCUGCAGUUUGCCUUCUACGUCAUCGAGCAGACUGGUAGCCAGCCCUUCAACAGAGCCAUGCUGUUCAACGUGGGUUACCGCGAGGCCAUGAAGGACAUGGACUGGGACUGCCUGGUGUUCCACGACGUCGACCACAUCCCCGAGAACGACCGCAACUACUACGGUUGCGGUCAAAUGCCUCGCCACUUUGCCGCCAAGCUGGACAAGUACAUGUACAUACUACCGUACAGCGAGUUCUUCGGCGGGGUGAGCGGCCUCACCGUCGAGCAGUUCCGCAAGAUCAACGGCUUUCCCAACGCAUUCUGGGGCUGGGGAGGGGAGGACGACGACCUGUGGAACAGGGUGCACUAUGCCGGCUUCAACGUGACGCGGCCCGAGGGAGAGAUGGGGAAAUACAAGUCCAUCCCACACCACCACAGAGGAGAGGUGCAGUUCCUCGGGAGGUAUAAGCUACUGAGGUAUUCCAAAGAGAGGCAGCACCUGGACGGCCUGAACAACCUCCACUAUACGCCCCAGAUCGCCCUAAGCAGCCUCUACAAGAACAUCAGCGUUGACCUCCACCCAGACCUGGCCCCCAUCGCAGACUACUGAGCCCCCCGCCCAACCCUCUCCAUCUCCUCAUCCCCCCCAGAGGCAACCCACCAUGGACUGGGGGGUGGGGGCGUGGGGUGAUGGUGGGGGGAGGAGGAGAGGGAGGAAGGUGAUCAGGCUGUGUGGGGUGGGGGGGGACACACACUGUAACGCUGCCAAGAAACCUAGCUGAAAAAAAAGAAAAAGAAAAAAGAUACAAAAAUAAGACAGGCAGGGGUAAAGAAUCUGUUCAUCGAACUAUUGAUUGUGAGUGCGUGUGCGUCUGUGUGCGUGUUUCUGUCUUAAUCCGGGGGGGUGCGCGUGUCGUAAGUGUGUGCGCGCGUGUGUUGGCAACGUGAAAGCCGGCGCGCGCUUGCAUGUGUCUGCGAGCGAGCGCCGCCGCUGCGCACCGCGUCGCUGCAUGUCUCCGUGUGUCCGUGCUGUCUUUCGCUACUAAGGGUCACGUCACGGCUUCAUCCAUGUGGAGGGAAAGGAGGCCUUUCCCCAGCCGUUUACUGCAAAGCCUUAACGUCGGGGGGGGUCCCCCCCCCCCUCCGCGACUCCCCC
This is a messenger RNA of Hypomesus transpacificus, 2458 nucleotides long. It is a transcript of the gene b4galt6, whose product is annotated as UDP-Gal:betaGlcNAc beta 1,4- galactosyltransferase, polypeptide 6. The transcript has 9 exons. The record is from RefSeq and is a predicted model, not a curated record. NCBI's taxonomy places the organism in Eukaryota, Metazoa, Chordata, Actinopteri, Osmeriformes, Osmeridae. Gene Ontology annotation, molecular function: UDP-galactose:glucosylceramide beta-1,4-galactosyltransferase activity. The coding region runs from base 764 to 1912 and encodes 382 amino acids. Gene Ontology annotation, biological process: carbohydrate metabolic process; glycosphingolipid biosynthetic process.